CAGCUGUCAUAAGUUGCGCAUUUUACGAACAAGUAUUAAAAUAAAAACAAUUAUAUUGCAGGACAGAGUUGAGAUUAGUUUGAGAUAACAGAAUUUUAUUGUUAAAUCGCACACAAUCGACACAACCAGCUUGCACUGCCAAUUUGUAAGACUAAUUAAUAACUUGAAACAAAGAAAACUCUGUGUGGGAGUUGUUGCGGAACGAAGUAAAACUCGACAGACGCAAUUGCAGCUGUUGUUAUAAAAAUAAAUUAAACAAACUCAUUGCAAUGGCCAAGAUGAUUUCUCAAGAUACCUUUGAUGAUGUCGUCAAGGAGAAUGUAGUGGACUUCUCCAUGAGCCCCUCGGAGGCCAAGGAGGAGACGAUUAAACAGUUUGAAGCGCAGGGCAUUAACCUCGCCAAUAUUAUAAAAGACCUGGCAAUCAAUGCCGAGACUGGUGAGCCCAUCAUCAACGAAACGGUGGACAAGAUAAAAGCGCACAUUAGCCAAAAGUCGAAGGAUACACAGCAGCUUUUGGAGCUCAUUACGGUCUUGGACCUGGAGUGCCAGAAGUCACUGGCACAUCGUGUGUUGGCGGGCAAGAAUGGUGCCCACGAUGUCCUCAUUACGCUCCUGGAGCAGACACUGGCGGAAGAUACGCUUGACACGACGCUAAUAAGCAAAUCGUUGCAGGCGGCCAAUAGUUUAACACAAAAGCAGCCGGAUUUAUUUGAUGCUGAGGCUCUGUCCAUUGUACUCAAGUUGUUGGAGCUUAAGGAUCAACUGGAUGUUAUUUGCCUGACACUGCAAUGGCUGCAGAAAGCGUGUGUUAUGCACGAAACGAAUCGUCAGAAUAUUAUGAGCACCAAUGUAAUAAAGCUAAUCAAGCCACUGCUGCUCAAGGACUCGCCACGCAUGGUACGGGAGGCAACUGCGGUUUUGCGAUAUCUCGUGCUGGAUGACGACAUUCGCGUGGAGUUUGGCUGUGCACAUGAGCAUGCGCGACAGAUUGCCAAUGAAUUGCUUUUGCAGUUGGUGGAACUGUUGCCGGAAUACACGGAUGUCAAUGUACUGUCUGAUGUACUACUGACCAUUGGCACGCUGGCCGUGCGACAGGAACUCUGCACGCUUAUCGACGAUGCCGGCGGACUUAAGUUGAUCUUCGCCAUAAUGAAAGACAAUUUAAAGGAGGAGCGUUUGAAUCGUGAGGCAUUGAAACUGUUGCGUGCUCUGGCUGGUCAUGAUGCAGUCAAGGCGCACAUUGUGCAACAGGGUGUGGCACCAAUCAUAAAAGAGAUGCUGGAAACGCAUCAGUCCAACGAGAACAUUGUGUCCGCCGCUUUGGCCUGCAUCACAACGCUGACGCUGCGCGUCAAGGAGCACAGCGCCGCCUUCUUUGAGACGGGCAUUGCUGAGGUAAUUGUCGAGGCGCUGCGAUCGAAUCCUAAGCACAAAUACGUGCAACGCAAUGGUGCCUGGGCCAUACGUAAUAUGGUAUCACGUUCACGUGAUCAGUGCGAUACGUGGCUAUCGUUUGGCGUUGAGGAUUUGCUCAACGAGGCCAUGGCGGAACAUCCAUCGGUGGCGCAGGACAUAAAGGCUGCUCUGCGUGAUCUCGGCUGUAAAGUGCAGCUGCGGGAGGAGUGGACCGGCACGGCGGAAAAGAAAAUCGCUGCAUGAUUGUAAAUUACUAAUACAAGCAUUUACUUUAUAUUUCUUAUUUUUAUAAUCAUUACUAACUUAUUUCCAUACUCAAUGAUCAGAGUUUCAA
This is a messenger RNA of Drosophila innubila, 1752 nucleotides long. Its product is annotated as armadillo repeat-containing protein 6 homolog. The record is from RefSeq and is a predicted model, not a curated record. Gene Ontology annotation, molecular function: protein binding. The transcript has 2 exons. The coding region runs from base 270 to 1661 and encodes 463 amino acids. Gene Ontology annotation, biological process: hematopoietic progenitor cell differentiation. Lineage: Eukaryota; Metazoa; Arthropoda; Insecta; Diptera; Drosophilidae.